Molecule: messenger RNA, 305 nt
Organism: Racocetra fulgida
Lineage: Eukaryota; Fungi; Glomeromycota; Glomeromycetes; Diversisporales; Gigasporaceae
Source: the annotation of a GenBank genome assembly
CUAUAUUAAAAAGAAAUUUUCAUAAAAUAUUCAAUGAAGUCAACAGACAUUUACCAGUUAACUUUGAUUUGUUUAUUGAUAUUAAGGUUAAUAAUGUCGUUAUAAGCCUAUUUCUAGAAGAUUUGUCUUUUAAUGAAAAUUUUUUAAAUGCUAUCAGUCGAUAUAAUCCGACUCUCGAGUAUGCAAACACAUCUCAUUCAUUUUCUACAAGACCUCAAAGUGAAGUUGGCAUAAAUAAACGUGAUGAUAUUAAGAUUCCAAUUUACGGUGGAGAUGGAAUAUCGAAUAAUGGAAGCAAAUGUUCA